Trichoderma aggressivum f. europaeum is the source of this 1077-nucleotide messenger RNA. RefSeq lists its product as uncharacterized. The record is from RefSeq and is a predicted model, not a curated record. The transcript is spliced from 2 exons. Bases 1 to 1077 code for a protein of 358 amino acids. Gene Ontology annotation, molecular function: oxidoreductase activity, acting on NAD(P)H. NCBI's taxonomy places the organism in Eukaryota, Fungi, Ascomycota, Sordariomycetes, Hypocreales, Hypocreaceae.
AUGACAUUCCGAAGCACCUUGGUGGGCAAAGACGUUGGCCAAUAUGAACUGGUCCACGGGGUUCCAGUUCCAGAGGCAGGGCCCGAUCAGGUCGUCUGCAAGGUUGGAGCUAUUGCCCUGAACCCGACAGACUGGAAGAUGGUGGACUUUUCUGUGGUGCCAGGCGCAGUUGGUGGACACGAUUUUGCUGGAGAAGUGGUUGAGGUUGGGCAAGGGGUGACGCGAUUGAAAAAGGGCGAUAGAGUGCUUGGGCUUGCGAUUGGCUUCAAUGCGGAUGAUAUGAGGAUGGGCGCCUUCACCGACUACGCCGUCACAUACGCCCAUGGCGCUUGGAAGAUACCAGAUUGGAUGUCAUAUGAUGAAGCGGCUACGUAUGGUGUCGGAAUUGGAACAGCAACAUUAGCGCUAUACCAAACACUUGCUUUGCCGCCUCCUAUCGUGGACGACGAUGGCAAGGUUACAGCCAAGAAGCUGAAGAAGCCGGUGUAUGUGCUAGUAGCAGGAGGUGCGACUGCAACUGGCACCAUUGCCAUUCAACUGGCCAAAGCUUCUGGCCUCACCGUGGUAACAACCUGUUCUCCUCAACACAAGGAUCUCCUUUUGUCUCUAGGCGCCACCGCCAUCUUCGAUUACAACUCGCCAAACUGCGCCAUAGAAAUCCGCAAUUACACCAACGAUACCCUUCAAUACGCCUUGGACUGUGUAACCGAAGCAGGAACCAUGAAAAUGUGUUACGACGCCAUCGGUUCUGCCGGUGGUCGCUACGUCGGGCUUGAGCCGUUGGCCACACAUAUCCAAUACACGCGUCGAACAGUUCAUGCAGACUGGGUCAUUGGCCGCACGCUCUCAGGGCUUCCCGUACGGCUAGAUGGAGCUUAUGGCCGACCAGCCAGACCUCAGGAUCGCGAGUUUGCCGAGGUAUUCUUUGCUCUAUCGGAGCAGCUCAUCGCACAGGGCAUGCUAAAGCCGCAUCCAAGAGAGCUACGGACAGGUGGUUUAGAGGCAUUGGUUGAGGGAAUUGAUGACCUUCGAAAGGGCAGGGUUCGAGGAAAGAAAUUAGUUUAUCCUUUAGCAUGA